AUGAUUUGUUUUGGUAUGUGGUGUAUGCUUUGAUUUGUAUUGUUUGGUUUAUAUGGCUGAUUUGUAUGCUUAUUUUAAAUUUGUUUAAAUAUGUUUCUACUGAAGUCAGGGCCUUUUCGGUGUUGGCCCCCAUACAUAUAUAUAUGUAUAUAUAUGAAUCUAAAAAACAAGCAAAAGAGCUGCCUGGAACAAAUGAAAUUAAUUUAACGUACAAAAAUGCCUGGGCAAUAAUAGGUAGGUUUUCAUCUGUUGCCAAAAAGUAAGCGACAUUGGCACCAGUUGUACCUUCUUGGGGGAGGGAAUUCCAAGAUCAGAGGGCCUGUCUUGGGUAGAAACAUAAUGUGCUUCUACUAAAGGCGAUAAUUGGAUGGGGUCUCCCAGGUAUUAGAUAAAACGCAAUACAAGAAAAUACAGCAAUAAUAAGAAGCCGUCUAUCCAGCCCUAGCUACUGUGGUAACACUGCUGAUCUCCACCUGUCAGUUUAUUGGGAGGAAUUUAAACUUCGUAGUGCUUCAUGGCUAACGCGGCAUUAGAAUAAUUACUCCCAUGUACCUUUGUAAAGGUGUUAGUCACUUGCAGGACUAAAUCAGGGGCAGAUGAUUCAGCAACAGGCCUUAUCUAUGUUCCCUGCAGCUUGCUUUCCUUCCCCCCCCGAAAGAACCAGGAUUCCUGCUUUGCAGGGGGUUGGACUAGAUGACCCUUGGGUCCCUUCCAACUCUAGGAUUCUAUGAAAAGCAUGAGGUUUCGGGGUGGGUGGUGUCACGCAGGGUUCUCCCAUUUGAAUGCUACAAGCGACUGACAGAAUAAACCUCAAAGGUCAGCAGGGGUUGUGUCAUCAUUAUAUCUUGAGCAGUUCCUUCUAGGAAAGGAACUUGCCCCUGAGGAAGACAUCCACUCAGUGGACUGGGCCUCAAGUCAGCUGCGUUGUUCCUUAAAGUCUGUAUAGAGUUUUGUGGCAUCUAAAAGUCCCCUGAAAGAUUUGUUGUAGUGCAAGCUCACUUCGUCAGAUGGUCUUCUCUUCUGCACAAAAAUAAACCUGGGAGGUUUUUAUCAAGAAUCUCUCAAGAGCAGCAGACCAGGGCUGCGUAUACACCAUACAUUUAAAGCACCUCUCCACAAGAGAGUCCUGGGAACCCUAGUUUGCCUCGCGUGGAACUACAACUCCCAGCGCCCUUAACAAACCACUUUCCCUACAUUAUUUGGGGAGGCGGAUUCUUUAAAUAUAUAUUGUGUACGCACCCUAGCAGUACGACCUCUCUGGAAACAUUUAAUAUUUCUUGGGCACCAUCUGAGGGUCCUGUUUUCUCCUGUUCCCUGGACCGGUUCCUCUCCUUCUCAUUCAACUUGGCUUCUGUGCUAUCCUUGCUUCUGUUCUAAUAACCGCACAGACGGCCUGUUUCCUGAGGCGGAGAGACAAAAAGUGAUAAGGAGAGGAGCUUUACCUGAUAAACGGUAGCCAGGCCAGGCCAAACCUUUGUGGACCGGAUGUGGGCAGAGGUGCUUGUGUCUCUGAGCGCCACGACUGUUCUCGAUUGCAAUCUCUUUACGACACAAUAGCCUGCGCUUUUAAGUUUCUGUGCAGUGCGGCAAACAUCGCGGUAGAAGCUGGGCAGUCGAAACCUCCGCAGCCGCAUGCUCUAAAGUUGGGAUAUCGAAAGUGUCCCCCUGUUUUUUCCAAAUAGGAAGUGGGGGUAUGCUGCCGUGUCAUAAAAUGUGCUGCCUUGAGGCAGGCCACCCUCACCUUUCCUAAUAACAGGGACAUACACCCCCUUGCUCAAAAAUGUUAAGGCCCAUUUGUUUUCGCACAAACCGCAGCGUGCAACUUUGGGGAUUCGCUUCCUGAAGUGCUCUGUCCACCCGGCUGCUUUUCUGCUCUGCCCACGCAGCCUCGUCCCCGAUUUCAGCCAGCUCCUUGUGCAAGCUGCAAAUUCUGCAGAACUGUUUACCAAUCCACUCUGGCCUGCCCACUUGCUGAAAUCUGCAAAAAACGUUAUAAGUCAUGGACACUCGGGGAGGGGGAAGACCCUGACUCGUGAUGCCUCCGAUCAGAUGUGUAGCCCUGCAAACUGUAAAAAAGAAUAAUAAUUUGAUUUUGUGUGUGUGCGCUCGUUUGCACACCAAUAUUGAUGUGCAGGAAGAAGCAGGGGGGCGGGGUGUUGGCUCAGGAAAAGAAAAGAAAGGGGGAGAAAAUAGGGAGGAGGAGAAGAAGCAAUAGCUCAAGGGAGUGCUGGGCUACAGCCCUUCCUGGAAAAGACGGAUAUGACCACAGCAAUCCUUCCAGAUUAGAUUACUGUUAACGAAAACAAUGCAGUAUCCACUUUGCAGUUAAGAAAGACAAUCCUAUUAAAAUGCCAGAAAGUUCAAAACUGUGAAGAAUCCCCAGGAGGAGAGGCACUUAGAAAAAUGACUCAAACGGCACCAGAGUAUAUAUUGUGUUAAGAAUCUCAGCCGACAUUAAGAUGUAUGUUGUUCAUCCCCAAUACUAUUAUUAAAUAGAAUCAUGGAAUUGUAGCCUGGGAAUAGAUCCUGAGGGUCAUCCAUCCAGACUAGAGAAUGAGACUUCUCUUUAAUAGGCUCCUGUCUUUGGAACACUUGCCCCAGAGAAGCAUGCCUGGCGCAAACAUCAUCGUGCAAUAUGGUGGCUGCUUGUGACCUGCCGAGCCAAAUGCAGUGGCCUAAGUUGAAGAGGACAGCAAAAACCCAAACAUUACUUUCACUCUUCCUGCCUGCAAAUGCUGAGGCCCGCUGAGGAAAAUUCUCCAUGAAUGUACGUCACAAUGAUGAUGACCGACCAAAUCCCACUGGAGUUGCCAUCGUUGCUGAAUGGGGAGGUAGCUAUGAUGCCUCACUUAGUCAAUGGAGAUGGGACUCAGCAGGUCAUUUUUGUCCAAGUUAAUCCAGGUGAAACUUUUACAAUAAGGGGAGAAGAUGGGACUCUUCAGUGCAUUCAAGGACCCGCAGAGGUUCCCAUGAUGUCGCCAAAUGGAUCUAUUCCUCCCAUACAUGUGCCUCCAGGUUAUAUAUCACAGGUAAUAGAAGACAACACGGGUGUUCGCAGGGUGGUGGUCACACCUCAGUCUCCGGAGUGCUACCCUCCCAGCUACCCUUCUGCCAUUUCUCCAACCCACCACUUACCCCCGUAUCUUACUCACCACCCGCAUUUCAUACAUAACUCCCAUACGGCUUUCUACCCGCCGGUGACUGGGCCUGGAGACAUGCCACCCCAGUUUUUCCCUCAGCAUCAUCUCCCCCCUACAAUCUACGGAGAGCAAGAGAUUAUACCACUAUAUGGAAUGUCCAGUUACAUAACCAGGGAAGAUCAGUACAACAAACCACCGCACAAAAAAAUCAAAGAACGGCAGAUCGAUCGCCAAAACCGUUUGAACAGCCCCCCCUCGUCCAUCUACAAGAGCCAUCUAGGAAACUGCUCCACCGUGUACAAUGGCACCAUCAAGGCUCACAAUGGAGCCGCAAAUGGGGGAGGAGGAGGAGCAGCCGUGCCUGUCGUGAAAAAAACCGAACGCAGAGCAAGAAGCAGCCCAAAGUCGAGCGAGCAGGAACUGCACGAAUGCGACACAGAAACAAAAAGGGUUCAAGAUGUCCUUUCUGGAAUUGAAAAACCGCAGGUUUCCGAUAUCCAGGCGAGGACAGUUUUGCUCACAUGGUCUCCUCCAAAUGACCUUCUGAGUGUGGAUAGGCACAGCAACGGUUUGCCUUAUACCUGUAUUUACGAAGUUGCCUUAUCAGACAAAGGGAGGGAUGGAAAGUACAAAAUGAUUUACAGUGGAGAAGAAUUGGAAUACAAACUGAAAGAUCUUAGGCCAGCAACGGAAUAUCAUGUCAGGGUAUAUGCCGUCUACAAUUCAGUAAAGGGAUCCCGUUCAGAGCCUGUUAGCUUCACCACGCACAGCUGUGCCCCGGAAUGUCCUUUCCCACCCAAACCUUCGCACAGGACCAAAAAUUCCCUAACGUUACAGUGGAAGGCCCCUAUCGACAACGGUUCAAAAAUCACCAGCUACCUUUUAGAGUGGGAUGAGGGAAAAAGAAGCAAUGUUUUCAGAGAAUGUUACUUUGGGAGCCAAAAACAUUACAAGCUGACGAAGCUUUGUCCGGCUGUGGGCUACACAUUCCGAUUAGCAGCUCAGAAUGACAUAGGCAUGAGUGGCUUCAGCCAAGAAGUUGUAUGCUACACAUCAGGGAAUAUUCCACAAACCCCUUCUGCACCGAGGCUUGUCCGUGCUGGGGUCACCUGGGUCACCCUGCAGUGGAACAAAGCAGAAGGCUGCACGCCAGAGGAAGUGACCACCUACACCCUGGAGAUUCAGGAGGAGGAUAAUGAUAGUGUGUUUCACCCAAAGUACACUGGAGAAGACCGAACAUGUACUGUGAAAAAUCUUAAAAGAAGCACACAAUAUAAAUUCAGGCUCAUUGCCUCCAACGUAGAAGGGAAGAGCAGUCCCAGCGACGUCUUGGUCUGUACAACAAGCCCUGACAGGCCGGGGCCUCCCACCAGACCCACUGUGAAAGGGCCAAUCACAUCUCAAGGCUUCAGCGUCAAAUGGGACCCUCCUCAGGAUAAUGGUGGUUCAGAAAUCCUAAAUUACCUGUUAGAAAUUUCAGAAGGAAGCUCUGAAGCAAAUCAAUGGGAAGUGGCUUACAGAGGAUCGGCUACAGAAUGUCCGUGUACUUACUUGAAACCAGGGACUUUGUAUAAGCUCCGGGCAUGCUGUAUUAGCACUGGUGGACACAGUCAGUGUUCCGAAAGUUUACUUGUCCGUACACUAAGCGUCGCUCCGGGCCAGUGUCAGCCACCCAGAGUACUUGGCAAACCAAAGCAUAAGGAAGUGCAGCUGCAAUGGGACGCUCCUCCUGUGUCAGACAGCAGUUGUCACAUCUCGGCAUACAGUGUAGAAAUGACUGGCCCCAAAGAGGCGACAUCAGAGGUGUAUCAUGGUCCGGGUCUCGAGUGCACGGUCGACAAUCUCUUGCCUGGGACAACCUAUCACUUCAGAGUGAGGGCCCUGAAUGACGGAGGGUAUGGGACGUAUUCCGAAGCCACAAUACUCACAACCGCUGCUGGGCCCCCCGGGCAGUGCAGAGCACCUUCCAUUGCCUUCAUUUCCGAUACAAGUGUACUUGUUAGCUGGGAGAGUCCUGAGAGCUUUGGUGCUGACAUCUCAGAAUACAGACUGGAGUGGGGAGAAGACGCAGAGUCCUUAGAACUCGCCUACAGUGGCACAGGCAACUCCUUUGAAAUCAGCCAGUUAUCAGCCGCAGCUCACUAUUUCUGUAGGCUACAGGCAAUAAACCAGGCAGGAGCAGGACCUUACAGUGACCUGGUGACCUGUACAGCCCCAGCGUCAGUCCCUGAUGCCGUGACCACUCUCUGUGUAUCCGAUGAUGAGCACUUGGAUGCCUCUCCAAUUUCACCCUUUGUGUGCCUUGUAUUGAACUGGGAUGAACCGUGCAAUAAUGGGUCUGAGAUUAUUUCUUACAACGUCGACCUCGGCGAUGUUAUUAUCCCGGUGGGGAACGUCACAAGUUACGUCGUUAGCGACCUGCUUCCAGAAACCACAUUCCGGAUCCGGGUUCAGGCUGUAAAUGGCAUCGGAGCGGGACCUUUUAGCCACUCGAUUAAGGCCAAGACCAGGCCUCUGCCGCCCUUACCUCCUCGGCUAGAGUGCACUGCAGCGGGUCCUCAGAGUCUGAAGUUGAAGUGGGGAGAGAGCAGCUCCAAACAGCACACUGCCGAUGACAUGCUGUACAUCUUGCAGAUUGAGGACAAGAACAAGAGAUUUAUUCCAAUCUAUAGGGGACCAAGUCACACCUACAAGGUACAACGGCUGAUGGAAUUCACCUGCUUCGCUUUCAGAAUACAAGCCGUAAACGAAGCUGGGGAAGGACCUUUCUCCGAAGUGUUUACCUUCAGCACAACCAAAUCCAUUCCGCCCGCCAUCAAAGCCCCUCGAGUGAGACAGCUGGAAGGAAACGCCUGUGAAAUUGCUUGGGAAGCUGUACCCCCCAUGAAGGGAGAUCCUAUCAGUUACAUUCUGCAGGUCCUGGUUGGAAGAGAGUCUGAGUACAAACAGGUGUACAAGGGAGAUGAGACGACGUUCCAAAUCUCAGGCCUUCAGACAAACACAGACUACCGAUUCCGUGUGUGUGUUUGCCGCCGGUGCUUGGAUACCUCACAAGAACUUAACGGACCUUUCAGCCCAUCUGUUGCCUUUCUGCUCCAGCGGAGGGAGCUGAUGCUCACCGGGGAAAUGGGAAGGAUAGAUGACGCAAAGACGAAAAGUAUGAUGCCUUCGGAUGAACAGUUUGCCGCCCUCCUAGUCCUCGGCUUUGCCAGCGUCUCCAUCUUAUUUGCCUUUAUACUACAGUAUUUGUUUAUGAAGUAAAGAUUCCCAUUACAAAAGUAUCAUUUUAACUAAUGCUACGCAUUAUCCACAUGUUUUAUUCAGAUAUUCCUCUUAUUGUUAUUAUUAUUUUUCUCCUUCUCUUUCCCCCGCCCCCAGUGGUGUUUUCCAAUACAUUUUAUACAUUUUUCCUGGAUUAAUGUGGGACGGGGUGGGCAUAGGGAUAAGCCCUAUUUAGGAAAUAUUGGGAGUUUGGGUGUUCCUUUUCGAAACUCAGAAGACUAGGAAUUGGUCAGAAAUAUCCAGGGCAUAUACCAAAAGCAAGUAGCCUGUUUUUGCCUUUUUUAUUUUUAUUUUUUUUAAAAAAUAAUCUAUUCUGUAUUUGUUACUUUGCUUUCAAUGGAUUCAGAAAUGUAACCAAUUUUGCCUUCACUUUCUUGGGGUUGUUUUUGUUUUGUUGGUUUGUUUGCUAACAUCAUUGCAGUCUUUUAAGUUGCAAGUUUUAUUACAUUAGAAUAACUGCUUUCAGCUCUUCCGCAUCUACAAGCCUUAAUCACCAAGUAUAGCAUCGCGGUUAGAAUGUGGCGUUCGGCAAUACACAGUGUUGGACAAAAACAAUGAUGAUUUAAUCAACUUUGCAUACAAUGAUAUCCACUACAUUUCUCUCCUCCCUCCUUUUUUCCCCCUUUCUUUCUACAUGGUUUUUUUAUUAAAAAAAAAAUUAAACUCCGCUACAUUAUCAACUAUAUAUUUAGCACAUUUCAAUCCAAAUAAUUUAUCCUGCAACAUGAAGUUCAUUUAAAAAUAAUAAUAAUAAUCUCCUUAUUCCAGUUGUUUGCGCACUAUGAGCUGCCUGCAUAACAGAUCUGAUAACCAGAUAGCUUUAUAAGUGACAAAGCAUUACAGUCCCUACCAUUUCUUAUUUUAUUUUAUAGCAGUAAUUUUAAGAGGGCAUUGUGCAAUAGUUACUCCCGUGUCCAGCUGGUCUUUUUUUAAAAAAGAAAAAGAAAAAAUAAAGCUGCUUUUAACUUGUUUGCCUUUGUAUAUACUCUUAAUCCAAUCACUAGAUAUAUUCACCUUGAUUUAUAUGUUUAGAACUGGCGAGAGAGAGCUUGCUGCCUUUGCUAUUUAUAUUAAGUAUUAUUACCUUUUUGACGUUAAGUAAUUGUUCAGUCAGCCACUUAAAGGGGGGAGGGGAGAGACGCCCAUCUGUUGGGGAAACCUGGGAAUGAGUCCUCCUCAGAGGCAUAAUUUGAAUGCGAGGCAUUGCAGAGCGCCAUGCCCAUAGCUGCCAAGUCUCCCGUAUUCCCCGGCCGAAAAAACUGAUUUUUUUGUUUUUGCCCAGUUUAUUCUGGCGUGGCGGCCAUUUUGGAACAGGGCAGAGCAGCAUCAAAAGUCGCUUCUGAGCAUGCUCUGCCCAGUUCCAAAAUGGCGGCAGCGCUACUUCCGGUCUGCUACUUCCGGUCCAGUCCAGUCCCUUAUUUCUCAGGCCGGAACUUGGCAUGCCCUGCUCCUGCUCCUCCCAGGAAGCACCUGCCGCGACAAAACGCAGGGUGUGACUUCGGCGCAUUGCAAGAUGUCCUCUAGCCCCACUCAACUUCUCAAGGCUGCUGCUUCCUGGGCAAUGUUUCGGGGCACACAUAUCACCCAUGUUGCAGUAAGUAGGGAGGAACGGAAGAGGAGAAGGCAGGGCGGCCGCUAAGUUCAGUGUACAUCCCGUAACAUCUCAGUCCAGCCUUAAGCUUGCGCUCUUCCCACAGCAAAUGUGACCCAUUGCAAGAGCCAACGUCAAGGUUGUGUUUUUUUCUUGUCUUCCUUUCAGAACAUUGUCUUUACAUCGCUGGCCCAGAUGGGCAUGUUUAUCCAAUCCAUCAAAAUCCUUGAUAUAUAUACAUAUAUAUAUAUAUAUUAAGCAUUUGAAUCAUUGGCUUAUUUAUACAAUAUCAAUGUUGUCCAAGUGCCUCAGGGGAUAUUGAUAGGCAGGAGGGGGGGAAUGGAUUCCAAGAGGGCGCAGCAGACACAGGCCAGGAACUUCCCCUUGUACCACAGCCCCAAGUCGCAACGGACUCAAGUUGUGUUUCUGCAGCGCUUGCACAGGGCAAACGCCUGCCUCACGACUCCUGGCUUGGCAGGGCAGCUGUUGGGAAGUUCCAACACUUUGCAUAUCCCUGCUUUUUUAAAAGAGAGGGGGGAAACACACAUAAAAAUAAUCGUUUUGUAUAUUUUUGCUGUCUUUGGUUUGGCUUGGCUCGCCUGUCCUCUAUGUUAGCUACAACACAAGUGUCCCUGUAGUAGCAUAUAUUCCCAUAACCAAAGUAAUGGGGGAACCAACAUUAUUUUUGAUCUAGGUUUAUUUAUACUAUAUACUGCAUACAGUACUUUAAAUGCCAAUUACAGUGCAAUCUUAUUAUUUAUUGUAAAAAAAUAAAAUAAAAAGUGUACUUAUGUACUAAAUUUCCCCCGCCCCCUUCCUUUGUAGCAUGUUAUAUUUUCAAUUUUAUUUUAUUGUCAGUUUUUGUUUUAUAUAAGUGUAGGUCUACCCACAUCAGCAUUCCUAGGAUUAUUAACCUUCUUACACUUUUACUUGCGCAUUUUGGGGGAAUGGGAGUGUCUUAGUAUAUUAAUUGCCAAAAAUAAUGAACCCCUCCCCUCCGAUAUGGGGUCUGAUAAGCCAAGCAGCUUGCUGUGGAAUGGCUUCGAAACUGAAUUAAUCUGUGGGGUUUUGUCUAGUAUCAGAGCUUGUUGAAUUAUACGCUUGAUCAACGACCGAAAAGUUUACAUGUAGCCAAAGCUAAAGUGAAACGCAAAACAUGACCAUCUCUUGGAAGGAUAUUCUAAGGUUUGACGAAUUAUUCUUUGUGCCUCUCUAGAUGUAGCAAACUAGUACAAAGGUUCUGUAUCUUGUUAUUGACUAUCGUUAGUUUAUAAAUUUGCCUAGAAAACUAAUGGUCUUGAGCUUAACUUGCCUCUUUUUCUCUUCCCCACUUCCUUUGGCCAAAGUCAAUGGCUUGUCAGAUGUUCCUUAGUGGUGUUUAUAUGUGUGCGUUUUAAUUUAAAUUUAUUUCUUGUGUGGAAUUUGGGUGACCACAAAUAUAAGUUCCAGACAUGCUGUUUUGGUGAAAUUUUGUCUCUUUAAGGGGAGGGGGAAGUGCCCCUUUUAGAAAAAGUUAGUUAUGCAUAAAUUUCAUUGAACUUAAGGGGAGAAGUGAGUCCUGGGAUGUUGGGCUCUCAUGGCUUCUAAUGUCUAAGCAAUGUAUCGCCCUUGGUCUUCGCUGUAGCUAACUUUUCUCCGGAGUGGGGCCAGCUGGUUUUGAAAGCUGAUGAUUCAAAACGCCACAAUUUUGUAGAGGUCCCUUCCCCCCCCCCACUCUUCCUCUUCCACCACCCCCACCCCACAAAAAAAAAAUCUGGUUCACUACAGCAAAAAUCUCUCAACACCUUUAAAACUGAGUGGGAAACAAACUACUGUAAACUUUGUAAAGGCGCUCUAGAAAUUGAGAUUUAUACAUUUUGAGUGUUUAAAAAUAAAAGAUAUGGAAUUGUAGUUUUACAUAAGGUUGAAUAAAUGUGCCGAGGAGGGAAGUCUGUAACACUUUAUUAUCGAGAAAGUAUUUAAAAUAAUUUGUUACGUAUUUUUAUUGUAGUUUUGAAAAUCAAAUGUCUCUUCCUUAGCCCUCUCCCCUUCCACACACACACUGCCAUGAUCCAUGAAAUAUCGUGCGAUGACAUGUAUGGUUCUCUUUGCAAACACUGCCAUUUAUGCCAUAGGGAUUGACUAGAACUAACCUCUCUGAUGCAGAUGUAGAAGAAAAGUGUUGCAAAUCCAAAUCAUUCCUGAUUCUGCCUCCGUAAACAGCAGACUUGUUUCUGCUUAUGGCUUUGUUAUAUUUCCUUAUACUGUACGUCUAUCCUGGCCCAAAUCAGUCUCGGCUGUGUACAGGCAAGCUCCCCAUUCCCAACCCUGUAGACUUUAAAGAAAUUGUAAAAAAAUUAAAAAAUGCAAAGUUGGGAAAGUAUUUUAAGAAACUAUUUAAGAGGAAAAGAAACAUUUUUAUAUUAUCUGCCUUGUCCUUUAUGAACUUGAAAUGUUGUAGUUUUCUAAUCCUGUUUUCGUCAGCGACAGUAAAUCAGUAUUCACUGUUAUCAUGGGGAAAGUGCCCUAAAUUGAAUGUUUCCGAACGUUAUCCUUGCACAAUUCUUUAAAUUGAAAAAAUAAAUAAAUAAUAAUAAAAGGGUUGGGGGGUUUUUUAGGUUGGUUUUUUUUUUACCUCACUAAUAGGACAUAAACAUUCCAAGCUUUUCAACUCUUGAGAGAAAUAAUCCUAAGUUUUCUUGUAUUGUAAAUUUAACUAUUUCAUACGCAUUGUAUUAAAACUGCCAUAUCGAUUUUAAUGUAUAGAUUUUUGCAAAUAUUACGCUAUGUAUGUAUCUGUAUCUGUAGUGUAUAUGUAAUAUAUUUAUGCCCAAUAAAUGUUUUAAUUCUUUAUUGAUA
Messenger RNA from Zootoca vivipara (common lizard), 10851 nucleotides. It is a transcript of the gene FNDC3B, whose product is annotated as fibronectin type III domain containing 3B. Gene Ontology annotation, molecular function: protein binding. The record is from RefSeq and is a predicted model, not a curated record. NCBI's taxonomy places the organism in Eukaryota, Metazoa, Chordata, Lepidosauria, Squamata, Lacertidae.